GAAGAGUGUGGAAGGAUUGGCGCAGAGGCGAUCGCUUACCUUACCUCUGGUGCGGCUCACCAUUAGCCUAAGCAAAUUAGUCAGAAUCGCCGUGCCCAAUGUGGUACGGUGUUGACAAGCGACCAGUUUGAUCGUCAAGUAUGCCCGCAGCCACGAGGGACUCAAUCAAUCUCUUGUAGUGACUCGUUCGGCUGAAUUUUCGACAAGACUGCCCGCCUGCGACCUGCAUCCAAAUCUCCAGAUAGCACGCAAGCAACAUGAGCAAGACUGGUGAUUCGCACUCGAUUAGAUUAGACCAUGAAUCAUUCUGAAAGUAGCAGCACUAGUCCUCGCAGUUUUCUCAAUUACAACCAGUGCAACAUGUUGCCCAGUGGUACGCCAGACAUUUACCAUGAUACGCAGCCGUGCGGCAGCAGGAAGCGCCACUUGGAAGGUUCUCAAUACGAAGGUUUCGAGGCCUCCGAGUCGGACUCGCUGGAUGAGCCGACCGCGUACACGCAGCCGUCCACCUCGACGCCCCGUUCGAUGACCGGCAGCUCCGUACCGCCCCCCAAUGGCAAGAAGACGAAGGGCCGGGUCAAAAUCAAGAUGGAAUACAUCGACAAUAAGCUCAGGCGGUACACUACCUUUUCCAAAAGAAAAACCGGCAUCAUGAAAAAGGCCUACGAGCUGUCGACACUGACGGGCACACAGGUGAUGCUGCUGGUGGCCAGCGAGACGGGUCACGUUUACACUUUUGCCACCCGCAAGCUGCAGCCGAUGAUCACGUCGGAGGCUGGCAAGGCGCUGAUCCAAACGUGCCUCAACUCGCCGGACGCAUCGCAGCCAGUUCCUCAAGCGUCGGCCGCUAGCGGCGACCAACGCAUGUCGGCCACCGGCUUCGAGGAGACGGAGCUCAGCUACCACAUCGAGGACGGGGAAAAAAUCGAAGGCUCGCCAAAAUCAUGCGGCAGUGGCUCCGACUCGUCUAUCGACAGCGACUCCGAGUCUUUCGACAACCGCAUGGCCGACGAGAAAUUUUCCAAGUCUGAAGCCGGCAAGCUUAUCAAGCAAGACGUGCCUGAAAACUUGUGUUCUGUUGGUCCUAUGGUAGCAUUUCACAAUGGAAACUUAGUCUACCAGUCGCCGACGUCUUCGAUGAUGUACACGGCGCCUCACGCAGGGUUGCCCAGCGGAAUGCUGUUCGCAGUCAAAGCUGAAGGUCCAAGUUCGGGGAACAAGCCGCAUCUUGCCAUUCCCCUGCACCUUGCGAAAGGAGGAGAGACGCAGUGCUCCCCCGCAGAUCUCUCCAAGAAAUAACAGCGAAUGAAAAGUUUCUCACUUCUUGUCAAUCGAUUGCUCUUACGAUUAGUGCUUUAACUAAUUUAGGCUGUUCUCAUUUUUGUAAUCAAACCAUUUGCAUGUUGAUAAUUUAUUGCGCCUUUUUGUUAUUAAUAAACCAAUUAACUGCGAAUUAAAUUUGUUUUGAUAACUUAA
Messenger RNA from Cloeon dipterum, 1476 nucleotides. It is a transcript of the gene bs, whose product is annotated as blistered. Gene Ontology annotation, molecular function: protein dimerization activity; DNA-binding transcription factor activity, RNA polymerase II-specific; RNA polymerase II cis-regulatory region sequence-specific DNA binding. The transcript has 7 exons. The record is from RefSeq and is a predicted model, not a curated record. NCBI's taxonomy places the organism in Eukaryota, Metazoa, Arthropoda, Insecta, Ephemeroptera, Baetidae. Bases 298 to 1299 code for a protein of 333 amino acids. Gene Ontology annotation, biological process: positive regulation of transcription by RNA polymerase II.